AUGGCUGCGUUCCUUGAUCGCCGGAGUCAGCAACGAAUUGAGAUGGAUAUUAAAAACAAUACGGCUCUAAUUGAAGCCCUGUUAUUAGAAGAGCUUCCGGACUGCGACGAAGCGUCUGAUGCAGGUGUGUCCGAUGAUGAAGUGGAAAAUGUUCAACUACCCUCGCCAAGAGGUUUCGAUGAAAUUUUUGAAAGAGCUAUAGAAGAUGUUUUGGCCGAAGUUCCGCCGUCGUCGCCGUCAAAUGAAGAUGUAUUGGAGUACCCAAUAAAUCAGGUACCCACAUCUUCAUUACCUGCACCUAGUGUUCAGCCUGAUCUACCAUCUGCAAAUAACUCUUCACACCGAACUAACCAGCGAUUACCCGAACCAAACCGUAAAUGGAAAAAGAGGGACCUAAGUACAUCUUUACCGGAAUACAUUGCGGAUACUGGAGUAGUAGAUGACUGGUUUGCUCACUGUACCACACCGACUGAUAUAUUUUUAGUAUUGAUUGAUGACAUUGUUGACAAUAUUGUAUACCAAAGUAACCUUUAUGCUACUCAGAAAAGCAAAGUAUUGAACCUAAAAAAAGAGGAACUCCUAACAUUUAUAGGGAAAGACGAAGAACUGAACACAAAAUUUACCGGCUAUGGAUUAGGAGAGAAAGUAGUUUUGGAGUUAACGGAACAAGAUUGGAGUAAGGGGAAGGUAGUUUACUUUGAUAAUUUUUUCACGUCUGUGGCUUUACUUGAGAAACUGAAAACUGAAAACACCUACGCAUGUGGAACUAUCCGAAGUAACAGAAAAGGACUGCCCGGAAAUAUGCUCGCUGAUUCUCAAUUGAAAAGGGGCGAUAGUGAUCAUCGAUUUUCAAAUUUAGACAUUGGAUAUUGGAAAUGGAAGGAUAAUAAAAUGGUUCAUUUAGUGUCUAAUUUUCACGGGAACGAAGAGGCAACUGUGUCACGUAAAGAAAAAAAUGGAACCAAGUCAGCCAUUACAUGCCCUAUAGCUGUCAAAGAUUACAAUAUGUAUAUGGGCGGCGUAGAUACAGCUGAUCGUUUGAGAGCCCUUUACUGUAUAGAUCGCAAAUCUCCGAAAUGGUGGCACAGAUUGUUUUGGGGUCUUCUGGACAUCGUAUUUGUCAAUGCAUAUGUCAUUCAUGGACUUAUAAUGGAACAGACUACCGUAAAAGAUUUUAGACGUUCUGUUACUCAAGGCUUGAUGACAAUGAAAGAUGCUAGUCAGAAAAGGAAGACUUCUACUGACAAUACUGCAAAAGGCGGCCCUUCCAAAAGACGCAAAUCUGACUACUCCACUAUAAAAGACGUACGCUUAGGAUUACCUUUGGAAGAUGAUUUAAUUCUAAGCUUACUAGAGGAUGGCAACUGCUCUGACAUAGACCUGGACUAUGAUGAUGAAGAAUUUGUGGCGCCUCUCGAACAACAAGUUAGUGACCAUAAUGAAGUACCUUCCACCCUAAGUCCAUCGCCACUUUCGAAAGAAAGUAGAAAAAGGAAAGCUGCAAGAAAUACACCAAAUGAAGACGAAGCUGGCCCCUCGAGUUUGAAAAAGGGAAAGAAAGCAGUUAAAGUAAAAAUUAAGCAGCGUAAACGAAUCUGGAAGAAAACUACUUUCAUCGAUAAGGAGCACAACUAUCCUGGUCAUCCAGAACCAGUUGAAAAUUUAAAUUCUUGGUUUGAAGGAAUCGAAGAAACAGAACAAAUUAUGACAGAUGAAGAAAUUGUAUAUGAAGCAGUUAAAGAAGGAGAAAGCUUUGGAGAAAUAUUGGAGUCACCAACUGCUACACCUGUAGGAGUUCAACCAGAUGAUGCAUUGAAUUGUUUCAACAACUGCAUAACAUGGGCAGAAGAAAACGAUGUAAAUAAUUUAAAAUUGUUUCAGUGUAUGCACAUCUAUAAAAUGCCUCGAAAAUCAAACGUAAAGAAACCUGGGGUGCGGAGCUAUGGCACCUUAUCAAAUUAUUCGUCAGAGAAGCUAGAAGAAGCAUUACAAUUGAUUAAAUGUGGGGCUUUAACACAAAGGCAAGUAGCCAAACGUUACACAAUUCCAAGAUCUACUCUUAAUAAUAAAUUGAGAAUGAAGCACAGUAAAGCUGUUGGACGACCAAUAUGUCUAACCAUGGAAGAGGAAAUAAUGUUUCGGGAUCAUUUGCUUGCUCUGAGUGAUUUCGGUAUACCAGUGGGAAUUAAUGAUUUUAAAAUGCUUGUUAAGCGUUACUUGACAUCUAUCAAUAAACUUGUACCGGUGUUCACUGAUAAUACUCCAGGUUAUGAGUGGGGAAAGCUAUAUCUAGAGAGACAUCCAGCUCUCAAGGAGAAAAUCGCUCACAAUAUUUCCCGAAAAAGAGCACAAGUUAAUGAAGAUAUGGUCAAUAAGUUUUUUGAUCUGUUAACACUUGAAGCUGAUGGUGUACCUCCAGAAAAUAUCUACAACAUGGACGAAUCCGGCUUUCAUGACGAUCCAGGUAAACAAAAACUCUUAUUCCGCCGUGCUAACCGACAUCCAGAGUUGAUCCGAAAUUCCACAAAAUCAUGUUUUACUGUUGUUUUUUGUGGAAAUGCAGUAGGAGAAUUCGUUCCGCCGUUUUUCAUAUUUAAAGGCAAAAAUUGCUGGUCUGACUGGUUACAAAAUGCUCCUAAGUCUUCUAAAAUGACCGUAUCAAAAUCAGGUUGGAUUGACGCGGAUAUUUUUGAUGAGUGGUUAGAAAAACAUUUCAUUCCAAUAGUGGAUAAAAAACCGGGGAAGAAAAUUCUACUUUGUGAUAAUCUUAGCGCACAUAUAACUGUUAAGGCACUAAAACUUUGUGAGGAACAUAACAUUAAGUUUAUUUGUCUCAUCCCCAACUCCACUCAUCUUUUACAACCCUUGGAUGUAGGGUUCUUUUCCUCUUUAAAAACAGCCUGGAGGACAGUGUUGAGAACGUGGCGGCUAACCCAAAGAGGUAGGAAAGCUAUUAGUUUACCAAAGAAUGUUUUUGCUCAGUUGCUAAAACUUACCUUGGACCAAUGUGAAUCAACUGCAGGAUUAAAUCUGAUUGCCGGUUUCCGCAAAUGUGGAAUACAUCCAGUGUCACGAAGAGAAGUUCUUCCAAUCUUACCUGGGUAUGCAGCUACUGACGUUCAAACAUCUGUUGGUGAGACCUUCAAAGAAUAUUUAAAAGAAGUCAGAGAGUCAGACCUAAAUAUCAAGUCAUGUAGAAAGUUUCAAUUACCUGUUGAAGCAGGAAAGGCAGUCUCGGCAGAAGAAGUUGAAACAUUUUACAAAAAUAAGAUUGAUGAGCAGACCAAGAAGAAAGAAAAACCUGUAAAGAGAGGCAGACCAGUUGGUUCCAAAAAUGUUAACGGGAAAAAGAAAAAAACAAUAGAACAGAAAAAUAAUACAGCUGCAGAUCUAUCAGUCCCAAAAAACAUGAAUAUUGGUGAUAGAAGCCAUUCUGAUGCAGAUAUAAUGAGCAAUGUACCAGAAACUAUUGCAAGUAAUGAUGACAUGGGCAAAGAAAAUUAUUGUAAUACAAUAAAUGUGCUACAUAUUGGACUAGAAGACACACGUGCUGCUAACCCUGAAUCAGACACUAAAGAACGACCUUUUGAUGACCCCACUAAAGAACCAGAAGAAGCAGUGGCACAUUUGGAUGAAGGUACCUUGUUCCCUGGACAAAUAAGAAAAAUAAGUGAAUCUUCUACAUUGUGUGUCAGCUGUCUAACUAAAAACUUGAACGGAGGAUGGAUCUGGCCAGAUAAACCAGACCUAACUACAAUCACUGACCUUUCAAUGAUUAUAAAAGUGCUGAGAGAUAACAAAAUAUCUAAAAGGGGCAAAAUCAUUUAUAUUGAUGAUGACUUCUUGUCUAUGGAGUGGGGAGAAUAG
Molecule: messenger RNA, 3867 nt
Organism: Danaus chrysippus (African queen)
Lineage: Eukaryota; Metazoa; Arthropoda; Insecta; Lepidoptera; Nymphalidae
Source: the annotation of a GenBank genome assembly